AUGCAGGCAAUUGUUGUCGAACUACUGGAGCAGUGCCGUGGCUUGCCACUAGCUUUGUCACUCGUAGGCUCAAAUUUAAUUGACUCCCGGGCCGAACAAGACUGGCAAGAUGAGAACUUAAAGGAUGCCAAUUUGGAAGAACUAAGGUCUUUUUUUCCAAAAGAUUCUUAUCCCUACGAUAACCUUUUGGCUGCCAUUAACGUUAGUUUUGAGCGCUUGGAAGAAAGCCAUCGAGAGAGGUUCCUCGACUUCGCGAUAUUUCCAGAGGACACAGAUAUACCAUCUGAUAUUCUUGAGCUCUUUUGGUCUUCGGGCGAUUCUGGGAAACGCACGUGCAACGCUCGGAUGGGAAGGCGCAUUCUUACUGUCCUUGAGAAGAAAUCAUUGAUUCAAAAAGGUCCAACACUGCAUGGAAAGAACAGCUACCGUGUCCACGAUCUGCUCUUAGACUUUGCGCGAGGAAAACUGCGCGACACAAUAACUGAUGUCCAGUGCAUGUUUAUCGAGGCACUGAAUAGAAAAUGUGUAAACGGUGAAUGGGCGAAAUUCCAAGGCAAUAAAGAUUAUUACUAUCAUUAUCUUCCCUAUCAUCUGCACUCUUCCGAGCAGUAUGGGGUGCUGCUUAAUCUCUUCUUUGACUUUCACUGGUUGGAACAGAAAGUGAAGGAGACAAAUUUGCCAUCUUUAAUUUCCGACUUUCGCUUUUUGGGUACGGAUUCGUAUGAAAUUAAAUUACUGAAGUCAUCUUUGAUGUUAUCUGCAGACGUGAUCGAGAAAGCGCCUGAUUCAAUUGGUCCACAACUGUUAGGUAGAUUGCUAUCGUGUGCUGACGAACACCCAGCCGUGAAGCGGCUAUUGGAACACAUCCGUGAAAGAUGCACUAGAAAAUGCCGUCUUAUGCCACUAUUUUCUUGCCUCUCCGAACCUGUUGGACCGCUGAUCAAGAUAUUUAGAAAGCACGUCGAUAAAGUGCUCGCGUUAACCACAUCCGUUAGUUCAACGGGUACAAUUGUCAUCUCUGCAUCAACAGACCGUUCAGUUAAAGUUCAUGAUCUCGAAACAGGCAAAGAGUUGCAAGUGCUCAAUGGUCAUACGAUGGCAGUGUAUUGUUUAGCUUUGUCCCAUAGCGGGACAAUUCUGGCCUCAGGGUCUUAUGACUCCACCACUAGACUUUGGAAUAUGGACAGCUAUGAACAGCUGUUUGUUUUACAAGGAGAUGGUGGCUUUGUGAAUGCAUUGGAUUUCAGUGCGGACGAUCGGCGUCUUUUUACUGGGUCAAAUGAUGGGUACCUCAGGGUGUGGCUUGUCGCUACAGGUGAACUGUUUAGUUCCAUUCCUGCACAUAAUGGUCAUAUCCGUGGUCUGUGCACGACCAAAGAUGGUUUGUACGUUGCAACUGCAUCCCUUGACCACACCAUCAACCUAUGGCGUUCGGAUACAUUAGAAUUUCAGGGUUGUUUCAUUGGCCAUAUUGAUACUGUAUACAGUAUAGUGGCAACAGGUGGUGACAAACCAACGCUUGUGUCCGGUUCCGGCGACAAGACCGUAAAAAUCUGGGAUUUGAAAACAUGCAAGGAAGUUCGUUCUCUCUGUGGUCACCAAGGCGAGAUUUAUUGUGUUGCUGUGAGCCCGGACACGAAGCACGUUAUCUCCGCGGGCAAGGAUUUAAUUGUGAGAUUGUGGUGUUACCACACGGGAAAAUUGCUAUUUAAUUUUCAAGGACAUAGUCAAUCGAUCAGAUGCGUUUCAAUCAUUUCCGAUGGUUGCAAAGCUUUGUCUGGCUCCCAGGAUAAAAGUUUUCGAGUGUGGGACCUCGACACGAGUGCAUAUAUGAAACGGGAGAGAAUACGUGGUCACUCUGAUGAUGUCAUGGACAUAGCAAUCACUCGCGAUGGGUCGAGAUGCGUUUCCUCCUCAAAGGAUGGGUCUUUAAAGAUCUGGAAAUGUGAGACUGCAGAUGAACGCUACGCAUUGACAGGUCACACGAAAAGAGCAAUAAGUGUUGCUAUUUCAGUCGACGAUCGCUACGUUGUGUCGCUCGGAAAAGAUUCUUUCAUAAAGGUUUGGAACAUGGAAUCUGGGAACGAAACAAAUGUAAUUGAAGGCGACAAACAAGCUCGGUUUGUUUGCUUCAGUCCGGAAGGAGAAUUAGUCCUAAUUGGAUGCAAAGACGAUCGUUUUUUUAUGUGGAAUUGGAAGAAAUACGAUGUGCCUAUCAAGUGCGUUAAAUUAUCCGCAUUUACCACCAUGGCCAUCGCAUGUGACAGGAAUUUAGUUUACACGUGUGGUAGAAAUAGCGAAGUGUGCCAAAUUGAUCGCUCAUCUUCGCUACAAGUGACAGCCAUUAGCACAGGGCCCAAUCCGAACUGUACAUCGAUGGUGAUAUUACCUAGUGGUGCAGCAGUUUUGGCAGGAAUACCUACAUAUAGUGUAUUCAUCUAUUGGGAACUGUCAUCAUGGCGAGAAAUACGAUAUGACGCGGGACAUCCAGACGAAUCAAUCGUAACUGCAAUUGACAUAACCUCAGAUGGCAAACUGGCAUUGUCUGGAAGCAGCUCAGGCACUAUUUCUUUGGUGAACUUAGAGAGCUCGAAAGUAUUGCAGACUUUCACAAAGACCGAAUCUGGGGAUGGCAUACGCUUGCUUCGUAUUCUGAGAGACGAUAACAACUUUGUAGUUGUGAACGAGACUAAUACAGUAGAAAUGAGAAAUUUUGAUAACAGAUCUGGAAUGGUCAUGUCUCAACCACCUUUUAAAGUUAAUUGUGUAACCACUCUUGGUUUAAAAUAUAUUCUCCUGGGCUGUGCCAAUGGAGAUUUAUUAUUGUACGAUUAUCUAGAAUGCCUUGAUCGCGAGUACAAGUACCAAGGGCAUUCCGAAUCCGUAUCUCAAGUUGAAGGUCAUCCAAGCAAUGAAUACCUCUACUUUUUAUCCGGAUCUGAAAAUGGGUCAGUAAAACUGUGGUAUGUUACAAAAACAACGCCCCCAGUAUGGAGUCAAAUGUGGUCACGUGACUGCAUCCACUCACAUCCAAUAACUGCACUGGCUUUCGUUCCAAACUCCGAGGAUGUCGUGAGCGGUUCCUAUGGAAACGAGGUACACCGAAUAAACGCGACAGGAAUCGUGCGUACAUACAAGUAUAGAAGUUAUGGAAUCGCAGCGCUGCGUGUCGUGGGCACCUCACUUGUUGCCGCCUGUAUUCGUGGUCUUACUGCGGUGAAAUGGAGUUUAAGCGAAGGCCAUGUGACCAAGAAAGUUCACACCGGCGCUGGUAGGGAGCAAGUAUCACGUUUCAACCACACUUGCGAUCAUGUGGCCUCAAAAGGUUCUCGUCAUUCUCUGUUGUUUUGGAGUCUCGAAACUGGAAGAACAAUCCAUAAACUUCGUGGACACACACAUGAUAUCAGGGCCUUGGCAUUUGUGCCCGGAGGUCAAUUUCUAUUGUCAGGUUCGCGCGACAAGACUCUAAAACUGUGGAAUCUACGAUCUGGUUGCUUAGUUGAAGAGUUUCAUUUUGAGCGUUUUGUUCUGGCCAUUGCGUGUGCUCCAAAUGGGAUCGUUUGUGUAGGAUUGCAAGGCGGUCAAGUCUGUUUUUUACGCCUCAAUAAUUUAUAACCGUUUACAAGAAGCUUUAACAAUAAUCCUAUCCUAGCACUUGUCUCUUUAAGCGCGAAUGAGAGCUGGAAACGCAUAAAGAAUAUACAUGCUUAUGUAUUUCACAUGAUAUUUCCUUUGUUAUCCCAGUCUGUUGCUUUGUUUCUACAUUGUACUUUUGUAGAUAGAUCUGGAAUGUAAUAUAUCAAUUCCAUUUUAUUAAACCCUGCACGAGUU
Molecule: messenger RNA, 3831 nt
Organism: Dendronephthya gigantea
Lineage: Eukaryota; Metazoa; Cnidaria; Anthozoa; Malacalcyonacea; Nephtheidae
Exons: 12
Coding region: 1-3615 (1204 amino acids)
Molecular function (GO): protein binding
Source: RefSeq, a predicted model, not a curated record